Messenger RNA from Symbiodinium sp. CCMP2456, 957 nucleotides. The record is from the annotation of a GenBank genome assembly. NCBI's taxonomy places the organism in Eukaryota, Dinophyceae, Suessiales, Symbiodiniaceae.
AUGUCGUACAUCCCAGCAGGGCGACCAGAGGGUGGGCUGCGCGAUAUUUGGGUUUCGGGCAAGGUUGGCGAUUCACGUGCCAGAUGUUUGGCGACAUCAUUGCAUCAGAAAGGACACGAGGUGACCCUCAUCGGCGUCAAGAAGUCCAGCGAGGCUCCACUUGCCUCCUGGGGAGAGGCCAUGGAGAGCAGACAGCAGAGCGCCCGCUGUGAUGUCGUUUCUGAAACUGGUAGUGCAGCAUUUAUGCCAUCCUGUGCUUGGAUGGAAGACCCAGCCGUGCUACUCUAUAUUCGUCAUGACGUCCUAUUGGCAGCGAACGAUGUUCUCGCUUUGCAUGGCGACAGGGAAGCGAGAGCGCCAAGAAAGCGUGCCCUGAAUGGCAUCUCGCGAAAGCUGGGGCUCAAGUCCGCCGGAGCGCACUCCAAGCCACAGGCGAUUGUUGCUGGGAGGAGCAUCACAGACACGACACAACCAAAAGGAAGGGAGGAAGACAAGAAGGCGGCGGUGCAGGACACCAGCCAAGGCAAUGUUGAGGAGCCUUACAUAUUGGAGGUCUUACCUUGCAACGAGCACAGCCUCAUCCGGAUUGAGUGUCAAAGCCCCGUCAGCCGGUGCCCAUGCCAGAUCUACCACAAAGUUUUCGGACCCUCCCACAAGCAGUGGAAAAUGAUGAAGGACAUGCUGAACAUCUUGGUUCGGGACCAGAAGAUGGAAACAUCAUUGGCCCGAGCCAAGGAGCUGCAGCAAUAUGCAGAGGAAAUAGUCUUCCUUGCCAAGAAAAAUUCUCCGUAUCAUGAUGGACUCGUGGAAAGUAUGUUGACCUCUCCAGAGGCAAGGAGGAUACUCUAUGAGCGGAUGCUUCCGCGCUACCAGGAUCGACACUUUCACUUUUCUCGAGUGCUGAACCAGUGGAGGUACAGAGAGCGCGACACGACGCCGAUGGCUAUCAUCGAGUGA